Molecule: messenger RNA, 3375 nt
Organism: Leguminivora glycinivorella
Lineage: Eukaryota; Metazoa; Arthropoda; Insecta; Lepidoptera; Tortricidae
Exons: 2
Coding region: 328-3375 (1015 amino acids)
Source: RefSeq, a predicted model, not a curated record
GUCAAUGUAUGCAUGUAUGUGUCAUAGUCCAGUCGCAAAUAAAUCUUCAAACAGUUCACACGUCUUAUAUCUUCAAAAAACCCCUACAUACGAAAAUCAACCUUAUUACAAACAACAUUUGGUCGACAUCGAACCGGAGGAGAAACCAGAUAAGCAAAGUCCGGCGGCCAGCGAGAACAAAAGAGGACCGCAUUCCUGAGCCUACUUAUCAGCUGCAGUUGCUAACUAGUACGAAAUUAAGACAAAUUAAAUAAAGUGAAGAUAAAUAAGUUAUGUUAUAAGUGCAAAUCGUGUUGUUUACGUGAAUGGACAAGUAAAUACUGCAAUAUGUGUACUAACGAACAGUUAAUUCGUGUUUUGGAAGAAACAGCGAAAUUAUUAAGGAAAACUGAAUCUAAUUUGAAGAAAUGUCCAAAACAACGUUUAACUAAAGGCUACUUAGAAUCGCGUCUACAGUGUAUCGAAACUUAUUGGAAAACAUUUACAUCGACGCAUACACAGCUGGUACAGAAUACUACGAUACAAGAGCGCGGCGAGAUGCAGUACUUUCUUAAGGAAGAAUAUUAUAUCGUGGAGGAGUUAUACCUAUGUUUACAAGGCGAUAUCAAGGACGCGCUCGCUGCUGCCGCUCCCACACAUGUGCAAGGAACAAGUUCGCUGGAUGUCUCGAUGUUCGAAGCUGUGCAGCACCACGUCAAGUUACCUGCUAUUGUUUUACCGGUGUUUUCUAAUAACUAUGAAGAGUGGCCGACGUUCCAUGAUUUGUUUACAUCGUUAGUACAUAACAACACGAGUCUCAGUAAGGUUCAGAAAUUGCACUAUUUAAAGUCAAGCAUCGCUGGUGAGGCCGCUGCCUUAUUGAAGCAUGUUACAAUUACGGAACAAAAUUAUGAGUUAGCAUGGGAGACUUUAAAACAAAGGUAUGGUAAUAAAAGGUUAAUUGUGAACUCCCUAUUAAAGAGAUUGUUUAAUCAGAAGAAGAGUACCACUCAAACAUCUAGUCAAAUCAAAAAUGUAUUGGACACUACGACGCAAUGUUUGAAUGAUUUACAAAAUCUACAAGUUAAGGUGAAUGAGUGGGAUCCGUUCAUAAUAUACCUAGUAGUGAACAGGCUCGACAACGAAACACACAAGGAUUGGGAGGAGCACGCCUACAAUUUAAAUGCUGACCAGUUACCCAAAUGGAAUGAUUUAAAAAAGUACCUCGAGUCGAAGUUUCGCACGUUAGAACUGGUUAACCCUGUCACUGCUACCAUACCUAAAGAAACUAAAUCAAUUAAGGAAAAGUCUUACCACGUGUCAACGUCAACGAAAAGCUGUGUUUUAUGUAGGGGUGAACACACCUUAUGUCACUGUGAAGAUUUUACAAAAAUGUCACCUGUGGAGAGAAUAGACUAUGUGAAGAAAACAAACUUAUGUUUCAACUGUCUCCUACCAGGACAUUCUGCAUCACGAUGUCGUCUUUCCUUCACAUGUCGUAUAUGCAAAAAGAGACAUCACACCAUGAUACACCAAGCGCAGAAUACGGAGUCAGUCAAAACCCAAGCUCACCACAGUCACCUGACACACGAAGAAGAAGACCCGCAGAAUAAUGAAGAAGUGGAAGAGGUAGAAAUUUCAUGUAACUUUACCUGCAAUAAAUCUAAAGGCCUGCUAGCGACGGCAAUGAUAUCAAUAAAGGAUGAUGAAGGUCACGUGACUCCACUUCGCUGCUUAAUCGAUCCGGGGUCUGAAUCAAGCUUUUUAAGCGAACGCGUAGCACAAGCGCUGCGAGUCAAGAGGUCACCUGUCAAAGGAAUUGUCACUGGGGUCGGCGACCUCCAAGUGAAGAUCAACAGCGUAACACAUGUACAAGUAUUGUCAAAUCAAGAUGACAGUUUUCAGCUAGAUGUCAAAGCUUAUAUAAUGCCCUCGAAGCUAACAUCACAACUACCAUCAAGGAAGAUUAAGUAUGACCCACAAGUCUGGUCACACUUACAAGGGCUCACUCUGGCUGAUCCUAAGUUCCAUCAGCCAGGGCGAGUAGACAUGUUACUUGGUGUAAAAGUGUAUGCACAAAUACUAGAAGGAAGAGUCAAAAAGGGUCCACCUGGCACUCCAUGCGCCCAAGAAACAAGCCUAGGUUGGAUAAUAUUCGGAGAUGUAGAAGAUACAGCAGACACUUUACAAGAAAACAUAGUUGUGAUGCAUCAUCACGUCAACGUGGAUGACAUGGUAAAGGCAUUUUGGGAGAUAGAUACUACAGAUACAAAGAAGAGUCUCACAAGCGAAGAAGAAAAGGAUGAAACGAUUUACAAGGAGACGCAUACAAGAGACGAAGAAGGAAGACACAUAGGCUCGUCACUAUUCAAAAAUGAAGAACUACUAUCUCCAAAGAGACAAACAAGAGACAUCGCUAGGCUGAGACUGAAACAACAUGAAAGAAGAUUCAAAAGAGAUGCUAAUCUAAAAAAUGCAAAUGUUAAGGCUAUAGAAGAAUAUCCGAAACUAAACUACAUUGAAGAAGAAGAAAAAGUUAACAAAGAGGCAGUAUACUUACCAUUUCACGAGGUAAUAAAAGAAGAAAAGGAAACUAGAAAAACGAGAAACGCUUUCAAUGCUUCUAAGGGCUCUAAUGUUGUAUCCUUGAACAACGGGCUCUUAGUUGGCCCACAUCUACAGGACGACAUGCGAAACCUUGUCAUGAAAUGGCUGGAACAAAUAAGCGAAGCAACCUGCUUACCUACCAGUAAGAUGCACGCGUGGAUGGACGCUAUACUUGUGUUGUCCUGGCUGUAUGAAGAUCCUGCAAGAUGGCAACCAUUCAAACGAAAUAGAGUUAUAGCUAUACAAGGAAUAACCUCAAACCAAUGGUAUCACGCGUGCACUACGGAGAACCUUCCUGAUAUUGUAUCCAGAGGGAUACCGCUAAGUGAACUGAAGAGCUGCUCCUUCUGUUGUCAAGGGCCGCAGUGGCUGAAACAUAAGAAUACACAGUUAGAACAUCGAACAAUAGAAGAGACAGUCCUGGAAAUGAGAGAGGUUACAAUGCAAGUUAAUCUAAAUAUAUAUGAAAAUAUAGAAGCCUUACCUGAGAAGUUUGAUGAACAUGAUACUUUACCUGACUUGCUGAAGUCCAUAGUAUACACCAGAAGAUUCUUGACGUACCUGAAAGAGAAAAACACAAACACAGAAAAGGCAAGAAAAAGAGUGAGCACUAAGAACAAGUUAGGAACUUUAAACCCUUACCUUGACGCAACCGAGAUCCUCAGGGUGGGCGGUGGAUUGUGCCACUCCGAGUUAGAUGAAGAACGAAAGCAUCGUAUUAUUUUAGGCAAAUGUCACUUUACUUACUUCAUCAUGCACUGUAACGGAGGUGUAUUUGGUGGGGGGUAA